CUAUUUUAUUAAUAUAAUCGGCAGCCCUGCCUGGUUCGUUUCAAAAAACAAACUCCACCCCGUCGGAUCUGCUCUUGUCGGCGAGGUAGCGCACUGUCGGCCAUGGGUGGUGACAUGCCAUCACACCGUCGACCCGAUCGCCGCACGCCAUCAGCGUGGGAGGCCUCCUUCUUGGAGGAUCGACAGCUCUCCCUCGCCACGCUCGAGUUUGGGCUACCGUUCGAGCUCGCUUCAUCCCAGGAGUUCCUCGCCUACGGGGCAGAUGGGAAGCCCAUGUCAGCUGUUUACUCUUCCAAGGAGUUUGGUCUUCUGCCGAUACCGGAGGGUCCCCGCUACGGUAGCAUCGAGUCCUACAUUCUUCCCCACCUCCCGCUCGGAGAUGCGGCUGCUCUCCGCGACGCGGGCGCGGGCGGCGCGAGGUUCCGCAUCGCGAACCUUCCCCGUCUUGAGGCAAAGCUGGCGGCUCGCAACAAGCUUCUGGGGGUGACACGCGAGAUGGUGCAGUUCCACGGCUCGCUGCAGCAACUCCUGCCGCAGCUCGUCCACCACCGAGCCAAGGUCGCUGGUCUUCUCAAUGCGGAUGCGGACACAGAACUUGGCAAGCCAGCUGCCCGCCUCGAGCACUUCCAGACCGAGGAGAUGCAGGACAUGAUGUCGAGGUGGGAGCAGGACCUGCAGCGGGCUCGUGCUGCUGCCACAGCUGCAAGGCGGAGACUGAUUCUGGCGGUUCACCACGCCACCAUCCUCUUCGUUUCAGAUAAUGUUCAUGCAGGCGAAGAUGUUCACGACACAUUGCUUAUGCUUGCGCCAGAGUUGCAUGAGAGGCUAUUUGGUGACCCUUGCCACGCCGAUCCCUGCUCAGAGCCCCUCGUGCAAGAUGGCCAAUGGAAGGUUCGAGAGAAACGUACAGAUGUUGCCAUUCAGCAAUUCAUGAGGUCUGUGGGCAUGGAGAUGAAACCUGAAGAGUUUGUGGUGUUCUCACUGGCCCGGAGUCGGCGUGAUAUUGUUGAGAGUGAGGGGGAAAUCACCAGGCAGGAGCUCAGACUCUCCGUGAUGCGCCCCAUCCAGGAUGUGAUAGUCGCUGUGGGCUCACUGCAGGAUGUCCGUAACACUUUGAAGGAUCAUUUUACAUACCCAACCCUCCUUGGAAAUCAGGUUGAUCCUGAACAGGAGAAAUUACCUAUGGACUUUCCUUUCUACCCGACAUAUGCUACUUUGUCCACCCAGGAACUUAAGCAUGCUGUUAGGCGGCACCACACUCAGUCCUUUUGAGUAUAGAGUGCACUGAGAAGAGGCAGAGAACAAGUGUUGGUAUAAUAUCUCCUUAUACUGCUCAAGUGAUUGCAUUGAGAAGCAUGACUUUCUAUCUGUUAAGAGUAAAAUCUAUUGAUGGAUUUCAUGGUGGUGAGGAGGACAUUAUUUUGAUUUCAACAGUUUGGUCCAAUAAAGAUGGGAAAGUAGGCUCUCUGAUUCUGAGAGAAUCAACGUGGCUUUCACAAGAGCCAAGUAUCUUGCCCUAGACUCCCUAGUAUAGUGAAGUCACAUUUAAAACACUCUUCCACUGCAUUUUUAGUUCAGUAAUUGCUAUAUUUCUGCCAUAAUAGUUCAGUAGUGCCUUUGGAUUCUUGGAAAUGGAACCACUUUACUGGCUAGCAAUUCAAUAUGGGCUGAUUUAGUCUGUGUCGUUAGCACUAUCUUCUUGAAUAUGACAAGUGGAAGUGUGUUUUUCUUCUUCUAAAAGAUAGAAUGCAGAUGCAUUUUAGCCAUGAAUCA
Messenger RNA from Zea mays, 1773 nucleotides. RefSeq lists its product as uncharacterized. The coding region runs from base 103 to 1272 and encodes 389 amino acids. The record is from RefSeq and is marked validated. NCBI's taxonomy places the organism in Eukaryota, Viridiplantae, Streptophyta, Magnoliopsida, Poales, Poaceae. The transcript has 3 exons.